AUGGCACGUCAACUUCUUGUUGUCGCUCUUCUGUUCUUUGUCACCAUUGCAACUGGGUUGGUGUCCGCACAGGCACCCAAGGCCUCCGCUGAAUCCCCGUCACCAAAGGCUUCGCCUGUGAAAGCAAACACUACCUCCCCUGCUUCAGCACCUUCAAAAUCCACCACUGCCUCCUCUCCAAAAGCCUCCGCCCCAGCUCAGAGCGGUGGUCGUGCCAAGUCACCUGCAUCUGCGGCAUCCCCUGCAUCAACAAAAUCCCCCUCUUCCGGCAAGAAAAGUCCCACUUCCCCUGCUUCGGCCUCCUCACCAGAUGCUGAUGUCUCAUCUCCUCCUGCCCCGGGACGCAGCUCCAGUGAUGCUGCUGAAGGCCCCGCUGCAGAUGCGAUGGCACACGCUGAUGGUCCAACUACGACUACUGCUAUGGGACCCGCACUUGAACCAGCAUCUGACGAGGGUGAACACGACGGGUCAUCUAAAUUGGCCGUCUCACUCACUGUUAUUGGGGUCGCUGCUCUUGCUGGUUUCUUCUACUACUGA
Nelumbo nucifera (sacred lotus) is the source of this 537-nucleotide messenger RNA. The record is from RefSeq and is a predicted model, not a curated record. Lineage: Eukaryota; Viridiplantae; Streptophyta; Magnoliopsida; Proteales; Nelumbonaceae.